Molecule: messenger RNA, 13028 nt
Organism: Pocillopora meandrina
Lineage: Eukaryota; Metazoa; Cnidaria; Anthozoa; Scleractinia; Pocilloporidae
Source: the annotation of a GenBank genome assembly
AUGGAUGUUCAACAACUGUUUAAAAGCCUCAGGAAGGAAGCUGAAUGUCCUCUGUGCUUGGAGACAGUCAAAGAUCCCAAAACUCUGCCAUGUUUACACUCCUUCUGUUUGGUAUGCCUCGACAAACACGCAAACUACGCAAGAAGACAGCUUCAGACAGCAAUCAAAUGUCCGGUUUGUCAGGCUAGCUUUCAAAUCCCUGAAGAAGACACGUUUGGCGGCCUUCCCGCGUCUUUUCAUCUCAACCGACUAGUGGAUCUCCUCGCUCUAGCGGAUGGUGGUACAGAGUCCCAACAAUGCGGCAGUUGCGAAGAAAACAACAGUGCAACUCACUACUGUUUUGAGUGCCAGAGCUUUCUCUGUACAACAUGUUUUGAAGCUCAUCAACGCAUCAAGGCCACAAGAGGUCACAAAAAUAUCUCUGUCAAGAAUUUGCAGGCAAGUGAUGUUGACAAGUUGAUACGCAGACCAGCCAUGUGUUCAGAGAAAUACCACCAAGAUCAGCCACUCGAAUAUUAUUGUCAAGAUUGUAACGUUUGCACCUGCAUAAAGUGCAGUGUUGUGAGUCAUAAUCACCACACUAUGGUUGAUAUGCAGAAAGCUGCAGAUGAACAAAAAAGGCAAAUAGCUUUGGCUUUGAAAAAAGUGAAAGCGGAAGUUGCUAUGUUCGAAAAUGAAAUGAAGCACCAAAUGGAGUUAAUGGACGAAAACAAAACACAAAUAUCGGCUGCCAGAGAGAAGAUGAACGAGACUGUGGACGAUUGUAUUCGCUUAUUAACGGAGCAUAAGGCGUCAAUGAAUGCGAAAUUCGAUGAAGUUUAUCAAGCGCAUCAAAAAGCUCACGCAACACAUCUGGAAAACUUCCAGCUCGCUGUCACUCAGUUAAAAAGUUCUCUUGAACAAGGUGAGAACAUCUUAGAGAGGAAUGUCAAUGCUGAAAUUUUGCAAACGAAGCCAGUGAUUAUUGGACGUUGUGAGUACCUUUUAAAAGCAAAAAAACCUGCGACUUACGAACCACCCCAUGUAUAUUACGUUGUAGAACAGAAAAUGGAUGUUGUGGAUCGAGUUGUGGUGAGUCAAACAGAUCCCUCUUUGUCAAGUGUCGAAGAACUUUUGAGGGAAGUGAAAGAACAGAUAGAGACAUAUUUUGUUGUUUUCACGAGAGAUUCGUAUGGAAGGCAAUGCUAUAACGAGGAUGAUCAUAUUAUGUGUGACAUUUACACUUCAGCAGGGGAUAGUUUGGAAACAGAUCUGAAGAUUGAAGACGACGAAGAUGGCAGCUACACAGUAUAUUAUACACCAGAUCGUAUCGGAAUAUAUAAAGUGGAAGUUGAAGUGAAUGGAAAACCGCUGGAUAAUAAUAUCUGGAGUUCACAACUGGAGGAUUGUAGUCCCUGGAGUGUUCAAGUCAUCCAACAGUAUAUGAUUUUGUAUGAUUUUGAAUUUGGUUCAAGUGAUAACAGACCAGGACAGUUUAAUACUCCUUAUGAUAUUGCCAUAAGUGAGGAAACAGGAACUAUUGCUGUAUCUGACUACCAAAAUAAGAGAAUUCAGCUGUUUGACUCUAAUGGCGGCUACCUGAGAGAGAUAGGACUGAGGGCUAACUGUACCUCAUUAGACUUUACCAAGGCUGGUCACAUAAUUGCCGUUACUCCUAGUGAUGUUCACAAAAUUUCUUUGUUUUCUGAGGAGGGUCAGUUUAUUAAGUACAUCGACAGUGAGCACUUGAAGUUUCCUUUCCAUAUAUCCACCGAUGACGAUGAUGAUAUCACGGUAUGUGAUCAAGAGAGUAAUGAGGUUAUAGUCAUCUCUCCUGACGGAACACAGUUAGUAACACGCAUUACUGCUUCAGAGUGUGAUCAGUCAAUAAUGUAUGCCAUUUACCAUGAAGAAUCAUCCUGUUUCUUUGUCUCAGAUUCUAAGGCUGACUGUGUCAAUGUUUUUGAUGUGGAAGGAAACUUCUUGCAUGAUAUUGGUCGCGGGAGUUUACUUUAUCCUGUCGGCCUUGCUAUUGACAAAUUUAACCACUUAAUUGUUUGUGAUACUGGGAACCAGAGGCUCGUAGUAUUUACUACUGAGGGAGACUAUCUCACAGAGACUGAACAAUGUUUUCACACACCAUAUUUUGUUGCCGUGUCUGAAGAUGGGAACAUUGUAGUCACUGAUUAUGAAAAAAAUAACUGUUUAUCUUUUUCAUUAAACCUAUAAUAGCGAUAAACACGUUCUAGACAAGUCUUACAGCCUGAGCUUAGGACUCGUUUAUCAGCAUAAAAAAUUUCUUUUAACAAAGUAAAUAAAAAGAGUGCACAGAAGAAAGUAAGUGUUAACUUUUUUAAAAAUUUUUUACAAGAUAGAAAUUUCACCAGGUGUUUAUUACCUGGGACUGCCAUUUGAAGUAAAGUGGACACAUUUGAUUGAAAAAUAAAAAUAUAUAUAUAUAUCUAUUCAAAAAUUUAACUGUGCAGAGCUUUUAACAAAAGAUGUGGAGUAUCAUGAAUCUAAAAACUUAUCUACUUUUUUGGUAGUUGUUGAUUUUGUCCAUUUUUUUUCUUAUUGCCUAAUGGCUAUAGUAAAUAGAACAUAGCUUAUUAGGCAUUUACAGGCAGUUGUUUAUGGACCACCACAUAAGUUUGGUGCAUUGCCCUUAUUAAAUAAAAGAAAGCAUGAAAUAAUAAUGAUAGCAAAAGUUAAUAAAGAAAUUAGGAAUUGAACUUAAAAGGGGUCAAAAAUAACAACCACCAAAAGACCUUCAAGUAGUGGUAACUUACCAUUACAUUGAGGUUUUUCUUUUGGCUGGAAGCAAACACUUCUCCUGUGGGUUGUGGGUUAUUUGAUGUAAAGAAACAUGCUUGCUUGGCGCUUUGUGCUUUGUUGGCUUUUUGCCAUCUCAUAUGGAAUAAUUGUUAAAUAUCAAUUAGAGGAUUAUUAGUUGAUCCAAUACCAAAUUCUCAGAACUAACAUCAAACGAAUUGUCUAGCAGAUAGUAAGGAGAACUGCUAUUUAGAUUUUUAACAUGAAAGGGUUAAGCUAAUUAGAUUUCCUCCAAUCUGAAUUACAUUUUAACAUAAAAAAUACAAAUAUAAUAGAGGAAAAGACAGUGCAAGGUCAAAGUAAGGUAGUGAUAAAAACUGAGAAAGAAGUACUUAAAAAUUGCUCUUUGAAAUAGUUUUCUGGUAGUCUUCUUUCGUAUAGAUAUAGUAAGAUCAUUCCAAUAGUAGCAUCUAAUGAUUGUUGGACAGAAUCUCCUUAGAUAUUUUUUUACAAACUUUUUAAUUAGAGCUGUUGUGUUGAUAUAGGUUUUGAAGAUUUGUCUUCCUUCUUAAGUUUAGAGUGUGAUUGUAAGCAUAAACAAAUUUUUAAACAAAUUGAAAGAAAGAAUGCAUGAGAGGUAGUUUGCCCGUUAAAUUUUUCAAAUUUUUGACAAGAUAGAAAUUACACCAGUUGCUUCACACAUAGGACUGUCAAUUGUAACACAGUGGACAUAUUUAAUAAAAAAAUUAUCUAUAUGGAUAUAUAUGUAUAAAUAUAUGUCAUAUCAAACUUAUCCCAUAGAAAACUGAACAUUUGCUUAAAUUGGUCCCAAGCCUCCGUAUUACUCACCUGACAUGCGCAGAGCAAUUAAAUAUGCAAAGAGCGGCAAUGUUAAAAAUGGCGGCCAACAGAGUGAAGCGGGAGCGUAAGACUCCGAAGAGAUUUAUUGACGAAUUCGCAGAAGUUAAGCCCAAGCAAUGGAAGAAAAUAAAAACUACGGAUAAGAAUAUUUAUCCUGUAGAGAUAAUACAGGUCGACAAAGCGAGAAACAUGGUCAAAAUUCAUUUCAAAGGGUACAGCGAGAAAUUUGACGAAUAGAGGUCAUGCGAUGAACAUAAUUUGCCCGUAAUGUGAUUGGAACCGAUGUCAAAACCAACCGAUGAUUCCUUCAACGAUCGCCUGCAAACUUUUUAUGAACGCGUUUACAGGGAGAUCAAGCGAAAGUUGUACUCUGGGCGCAGAGAGGAUCCAGAAGUUCGUAUUGAAAUUCAAGUCGAUGACGACGUUUUCUAUAAAAGUCUUGGAAGGAUUUCAUCCAAAAAAUAUCAGAGGAAUAAACUAAUAUAUGAAAUUCUGGAUUGUUAUAUUGGCACAAAGUGGAAUGAGUGGAUCAUGAAUGAAAACGGCGAUUUUGCUUAUGUUGUACCAGGGACUGAGAUUUUGGUUGACAAAAAGAAAUCCCAUAGUGGAAUUUAAAUUAAUUGGCGAUAAAUACGUGAGAUCUGAAAUCGAAGACGGGCAUCAAGUCGUUUUUACAUUUGUCCGUGGAGAUGGCAACAGAUGUGGAUACAAAAAUAUGGUCCAUUAUUAAUAUAUUUGAUUUAGCACAUGUUUAUUGAUUUUGAUAGUUGAUGUCAAAGAAUUAUUUUACUUGCAGGUGAAUUACCUUCAUAAAAUGUAAACAUGUGGUUAUAAAUCACCCAUAUAUUUCCGUCUGUGAUUCUGUUGUAAUCAAUGCAGUAACAUUUUUGAAAAAGACUCCUUGAAUACUGUAUACAAGAAACAUUUCACAGGCAUAGCAAAUUAUUCCACACAACUUCUACUAACAGUUUUUGGGUAAUACACUCCUUUAAUACAUUGAUAUAUUAUAUGAUUACUGAUUGAUUAAAUCACAUCUUGGCUUCCAUUUACCAUCUAUUUUAACAAGAUGUGCACAGAAAGUGGGAGCAUCGCAUCUGCUGCAUUUUGCGGUACAUGUUUUGAUGGUAUGGCCAGAAGUUGAACAGUUUCCACAGUUGUAGCUUUCCUUCACCCUUUCCAAACCAGCAGCUUCCAAAAGCUGUAUUCUGUGUUUUUUCAAGAAAAGUUGCUUUAGAGCAGAAACCCCUCUAUGAUUAGAUGAUCUAAAGUAGUCCUUUGAUACAGUGUCAUUGUACUUCUCCAUACCUUGCUGAGUGUAAUAAGCUAAAUUUUGGUAUAGCUUUAAAAAUUCAGGUACAUGAGCAUACAAAGAAUGCAUAUAUAGUGUUACAUCUUUUGCUUGGUAAAGGUCUAAGAAUUUUUGAAACCAUCUUUUGAUUUUGUCUUUGAGGCUAGAGAUAGCAUCAUCUGUAGUGUAAUUAAGUUUAAGAUCACCCAUAAUAUCUAUGAAAUUACCCCAAAGGGCUUGCAGCUUGUCCACAUUAUGAAACUUUGGUAAUAGUAAGUGAAAAUUAAUAUGUUGGAAAAGCAAGAGUUUUUCAGGUCCAGUAAGGUCUCUGUACUCCAACUUCUUGCUGUCCCUAUUAAUUUUCCAUUCAAAAUUAAUUCCAAGUUCUUUUACAAAUUUCUCAUACCCAGCCAUAUGUCUAUACUUAUUUUGAAAAAACCCAUUUGAAAAAGUAGAUACCUUGUCAAUGGCAUCUUUCCUGCGAAGUUCCCUGAUCAGAAGUUCAAUUAAAUUAUCAGAUAUUCUCAAAAAUAAAUGUAGUGUAUCAAUUAUUACAUGGUCAAUAGGAAUAAAAUCAAAUAAUAGAUUGGUUUUACAAUUGUAUUUCUUAGAUUUUGCAUACUUACCUAUUUCUUGUAAAUCUCUUGCCCCAAGAGAUUUGUCAGUUAUAGACCACUUUUUACUGAUGUCAAACCUUUCAUUUCUUGGGCACUUACGCCAAAUACAAGAGAAAUUUUGAUUAGCAGCCCCUAAACCACAAACACAGGCUAGAAACUUCCAGUCUCCUCCCAAAAAAUACUCAAUGCUAUACUUAUGAAUAUUUACAGUUAUUUCUUUUAAAUUUGACAUUUCAUUAUUUAGAUCAGCAAGGCUUUCUUUAAGAUUGUCAUAGUUCUCUGUUGUCUUAAUUAUUGCUAGAACAUAGUUCCCUUUUUCAUUCAUUGCUGCAUCAUUUUCAUUCAAAAUUGUGUAUGUGACAUUUUCAAGUUUAAGCCUUUUCCCAAUGUUGUAACCUUGUCCAAUACUCCAUUUUUCUGCAGCCUUUUUAUCUGUUCCUCAAGACUCUCCCUGAAAGAAAUCUGUACUCCCUCUGCCUCCCCUGGUGUACUUCUCAGAUUCCAAUUGGCAUUUAGCUUAUCUAGGUGUUUGCACAUUUGAUAUUUUGUGGGCAUGUCUUUACACUUCAUGGCCAACUCAUGCCAAGCUUCAUUAGAUAUAUUCAAUUUGUCCUUCAAGUAAGCCCACAUAUUGAUGUCAUCAAUAUCAUUGUCAGUCAGUUCUAUUGGCUCUGUUUCCAAUAGUUGUAACUCUCCCUCUUCUACCAAUGAAAUAGUUUCACAUUGUUGAGUGUCAUUAUUAAAUACCUCAACCUUGGUGGCAAUAAAAUCGUAGAGGCCUAAAAAUGGCAGUGCUGAGUGGCAUACUUCUUUUAGUGAGGCGUGAGUGGUCCAGUGGUCUGAGCGCUGGACUCUGGGUCGUUCGAGUCCUGGCCGGGGCACUACGUUGUGACCUUAAGCCUAAAAUAAGACGUGGCCCGUCUCCUGCAGGGUUUGGGGUAGGAGACGUUAAUUUCCCACGUUACUGGUGAUGGAUGUCCUCCCCUGGGUUGGGUUGGGUGGAUUUAAGAGGGGUAGUGUCCCGUAUGGGACUCUAUGUCCCGCUGCACUAACCCAAUUGGCGUCCGUCUAUUCGUAGACGUACCCAAUAAAGUUGUUAUAAAGUUGUUAUAAAAAUUUAAAUCCUCGCCUUGAUCUUGCCUGAUGUUGUUUGGUAUAAUCAGUGAAACGUUUGCUUUUGUUUGGACCUCUUUGUCCCUUUUUUGCAUUCUUGCUGCUUUUUUCGCUAAUCUUUUGAAUCUUUGUUUGUAUUGUUCUUUUCUGUUUUCCGAAUCCCUAAUAACAUCUUCAAACUCCUGCUCAAUUUUUAAUCGCUUUGCCUGCUCUGCGGCUAAAUCCAGUUCAGCUUUCCUUUUCUGCCCACGAAGCUGUUGGUUUUCCUCAAUCAAUGAGUUGUUUUCAAGCUCAUGAUAGAAAAAUUUGAAGGAGUAGUUUUUUGCUUUCCACGCAUCAAUAAGCUUCUUUAUACUUUCCCCCACACUUUUUGACGCUUUCUUGAAUGCUAAAUGGCUUCAAGUCCCAUUUCCCGAACCCAAACAAUAUCCAAACCUCAUUUCGUAUUUCGCGGUAAUAACCAGUUUUAGGCAUGCGCUUUAGAGUUAUAGCCCCAGACUCCAUGGCCACUGCUUGCAUGUGGCCUGAACCCCUCUUCGACAUGUCUGAAUCGCUAACCAUAAGUCUCAAAAACCCGAACGAAAUAUUUUAAUGAUUGCCUUCAAAUGCAGUGGUAUAGAAAGCUUAUGUACGUUAGUUUUAGAAACUGAAGGUAAGAAAGAUAGCAAUUCAAAUGAAAUACACGAAAAAAAGGAAAAUGUUCGAAAAUUAACGUGUUUUUGACUGACCUCAGACUGCGUGACAUGUCACGAAAAUCUACAGAGGCAGAUGUUAAACGUAAGUUUGAUAUGUACCAAAAUUAAACUAUACAGAGCUUUGAUUAAAAGUCAUAAAAUAUCACAAAUGCACAAACCUUUCUCAACUUUUUAGCUGCAUAUUAUGAUUGUUCACUGGCUGAAUAAAACAGCUUAUUAAGCGUUGUGCUUUCCGACACAGGGGCAAGCACCCCACCAAUUCCCCUCAACCUCUGCCUUUUCGAGCGGUACUACGCAGCCCCCCAGCGAAACGGUGGAGAGCCGCCGCAGUAGGCAACGAAAAGAACUAUACCAAGACCGUAAUAUGUCUACCAACGAACAAAGGGUUUAUGUAUUUCACCGUACCUGUCCCUUGGGGAGAGUCAAGAGCGACUCUGCAGGGGGCAGGGAUUGUGGGUAAAGCCAGUAUUGACUCUGGCAAAAGACAUCGCCAGUGAAAUAACAAGUCUAUUUGGGCAUUGUUUUGGGAUCGUUGACGAGCAAAUUCUUCCAUUUCAUUACUUCGGGUAAGAGGAGUCAAAGAAAACGGAAAUCUCUCGGCGACUUUCUGUGGAAGCCCUCCUUGGUCUUCUUAAAGAGGUCUUCUGUCAGAGUGUAAAUUGAGCUCGUGCCUAAAGUGCCUAUGAUACGAAUUUUUUUUUUGUAUUUUCUGGUUGAUAGCUGUAUUUAAAUUAGAAAUAAUCGACCAAGGCACCUACCGAGUUCUCCUUGACUAUUGAAUAAUACAAAUAUACCGGGCAUUUCUAUACACUGCUUUCCCAAGGAUUUUAGCUACAUUGCAAUGAUGGACGUGUUUCGAUCGACGACGUUUCCAUUUUACUCUUCAAUGUCGUCAGUCGUAUGCUCCGUACCGGCUUCAUAGACGACUAUUACGAACACAUACCACUAAAUAAAUCAGGAGAAGAUAGCCAAUGAAUUCAGCUAAAAAGAAUGUUGAUUAAGGGGCCUGUUCCCUCACCGAACACGACUACUCAACAUUCUUUUCGGCUGGCAUUUCGCAAGCGAAGAAUGGUGAGCUCCAUGUUGUUGUUUAUUUCGCGCGCUUGAAUUAUAAUAUUAACAAUAAAACAACAAUAAUAAUAAUGAUAAUAAUAAUGAUAAUAAUAAUGAUAUGUCUUUAUUCGCUCAUAGGAUAAAAAAUACAUUUCCUAUGUUACAAGUUAAAAAUCUAAAGCGCACUAACUAUAAAAGAUGUCGAAAAAUACCCUAUUCUAAUGCUAAAUUAUAUUUAAAGACUAAUCUAUUUACAUGGGUCCUCAUAGAGUGGACCGUAUUGUUCCUGGGUUUUCCAGAGGAUUUUCUUCUAAGGUUGUAAUGGGUAGAUUUGAUUCUCGGUAGAAACAGCGGGAGAGGAUGAUUUACAAUGGCAGAUAUUUUCUUGAAAAUGUUACGGUCUUGUGUUUCCAGAAGGUUGUAAACAUUGCUAUGUUUAGAACAGAACUGAUGUUUAAAACAGCGAUGAAGGAAGCCUUGUACAGUGGAGAGGUCAGAUUCUGAGGCACCAUAAACAGCUAAAGCGUGAAGAAGAUUUGGCAGAACCAGAGUUUUGAAAAGAUGAUUAAUUUCAUUGUAACCUUUUCAGCGCAAAGUUUUCAUACUACUUGUCUUUCCACAUGAUUACAUUUGCGCUUUCCUUAUCGUAUGAAAAUCCAACCAAUUAUAGUUUCCAUGGUGUUUUAAUAACAGAAAUACAUUACUUGCAAUGAAGUUCAAGCCCUUUCCUGAGCUGACCGAUAUCCUGUUGCGAGAAUAGUGCGAAACCUCUAGUGGAUUACUGGCAUAAACAGAAGCUCGAAGGGCCCGUGUAUUCUCCUAACCUAGGUUUCCGAAAUUCCAUCCCACGAGCCAUCAAUUCUCCCCUGCCCUCAAGAAACUAAAAGUAGCAACAAUAGCAUGUCAUUGUGAUAACAGCACUGCAACGAGAUAAAUAAAGAGACACAAAUUUUAUUCCACUAGAUGGUAGCAAAUCCACGUGCUGUGAGAAAGUGGAUGCAUACAAAAUAUUCAUUUACAAUACUGAUGUCAGUUAUUUGCCAUUGAGCGAAACGUGUCAUAUGGCAAUGAUGCACUUAAACUAAAGCAGUUAACUUUUACCUACCUUACAAUCCUUUAACGUCCAACAUACGGCGUAUUAACCUUGUAGAUCUCAUAUGUGACAAUUGUGGCUCCUGUCUUAUUUGUAAUUUAUGAGAAUUUUUAGAAAUAUUUUAAGCACCUCUCUGUAUAUUUUGAUAGGGAUAACUCCGUAAAUUUAACUUUUUAUAAACUUUAGAUUUUAGUGAAUUAUGAAUAUACUCAAUGAUACCAUGUAUAAACUCAUUGUAUAACUUUUUCUUAUUAUUUUAGUGUCCCCAAUUAGUUUUUGAAGCUAAAGACAUCGACACUUAAAUAAAGUUGUUAUGUUAUUUUCGUCAAAAGUUAGCUUUUUGUUUUUUAAGGGAAUUAUUCUGCAGCAACGAAGCUCUAGAGCACUGACCAAGGGGAACCUUCGCCGCACUUAGUGCUAAGGAAUAAAACGUUAUGGCAACAGAAACGAACACAGCUACCCAUUCUUAACAUAGAUUUCGUCAUAGAAAACAAAACACGAACGAAAUAAACUAAACAUUCAGUAGCAGGAGCUUUUGUUCUAAUCUUGACCUGAACACCGUGUUCGCAGGCGAGAAACCGUCCUUGUCAGUGUUUUUCGGAAUCUUCGUUUAGAUGCGCGCGGUUCUCCUUCGUUGGGCUGAAUCGUACUCGCAACUUCCAUUUCUUCUUUACUACUUGAGUAGGAUGUAUCACAACUCUCGGUAGAGCUUGCUGAAGGUAAGUAUACAUCGCUAUCGGACAUUAUUUCAAGAGUACAAUGAUUUCAACGCUGACUGAUACCAGUCCAUGGGACACUUUUAAGGCAAAAUAAGAGCACUUAAGGGCCCGAAAAAAUCGCCUCUUAAGUUUUUUGAAAUUUUUCUUCCAUCGGAAUCGGUUUUUACAUAUGAUAAGCUAAAUAUUUACGCAAAAAAAUUUGUUGUCAAAGGCACUUUAAACGUUUACUUGCAAUUCUCCAUUUUCAAAUCUCCGCAAAAGGAUUCUAAACGAUCUCUACAGAUGCACCGCCUAGCCAAAUUCUUCACUUUUUCAAGCUCUAAAGGGACCUCAGAGAAAUUUUUCCUUACGAUACCACAAAAGACAAACGUAAUAAAUGCAAAUGCAUUGCUCUCUGUCCGCUAUCGUUAUCCCGCUCUUUCGUUGGUCUCAUUGGUCUCGUUAUUUGAGAGCUUAGGACGAGCUAUGCAGAAUGAUACAUGACUAGACGUCUGAAACAAUACGGGCGGUGAAAUAAAAAAACAUAUUAUCCGCCUAAGUUUCUUUCAAUUUUACCGAUAUCUUCAGAGAGAGCCACAAGAAAUAUUCAUUACUCAGUCAUUUAAUUAUUCAUCACUGUCACAAAUACAUACACAGAAACAUCGGGUGGUGCGCUUGUGGUUGCCUGUUGUGAAUUUUCCGAGAAAGCCCUUCGGUUCAGCACAUAUUCCUCGAAAAACUGUCAGACAAUGAUCUUUCGUUAGGACGGGGGGCACUCGAAGAGCCAAUUUAUCCAUGGAUGUUCAACAACUGUUUAAAAGCCUCAGGAAAGAAGCUGAAUGUCCUCUGUGCUUAGAGACAGUCAAAGAUCCCAAGACUCUGCCAUGUUUACACUCCUUCUGUUUGGUAUGCCUCGACAAACACGCACACUACGCAAGAAGACAGCUUCACACAGCAAUCAAAUGUCCGGUUUGUCAGGCUAGCUUUCAAAUCCCUCAAGAAGACACGUUUGGCGGCCUUCCUGCGUCUUUUCAUCUCAACCGAUUGGUGGAUCUCCUCGCUCUAACGGAUGGUGGUACAGAGUCCCAACAAUGCGGCAGUUGCGAAGAAAACAACACUGCGACUCACUAUUGUUUUGAGUGCCAGAGCUUUCUCUGUACAACUUGUUUUAAAGCUCAUCAACGCAUCAAGGCCACAAGAGGUCACAAAAAUAUCUCUGUCGACAAUUUGCAGGCAGACGAUGUCGAAAAGUUGAUUCGUAGACCAGUCAUGUGUUCAGAGCAAUAUCAUCAAGAUCAACCACUGGAGUAUUAUUGCAAAGAUUGUAACGUUUGCACCUGCAUAAAGUGCAGUGUUGUGAGUCAUAAUCAACACACUAUGGUUGAUAUGCAGAAAGCUGCAGAUGAACAAAAGAUGCAAAUAGACGAGGCUUUGAAGAAAGUGAAAGCGGAAGUUGUUAUUUUAGAAAAUGAAAUGAAGAACCAAACUGAAUUAAUGAACAAAAACAAAACACAAAUAUCGGCUGCCAGAGAGAAGAUGAACGAGACUGUGGACGAUUGUAUUCGCUUAUUAACGGAGCAUAAGGCGUCAAUAAAUGCGAAAUUCGAUGAAAUUAAUCAAGCGCAUCAAAAAGCUCACGCAACACGUCUGGAAAACUUCCAGCUCGCUGUCGCGCAGUUGAAAAGUUCUUUGGAACAAGGGGAGAAUAUCUUGGAGAGGAAUAUCAAUGCUGAAAUUCUGCAAACGAAGCCAGUGAUUAUUGGACGCUGCGAAGACCUUUUAAAUGCGAAAAAACCUGAGAUAUACAAACCACCUUGUGUUCAUUACGUAAUAGAACAGAAAUUGGAUAUUUCGGAUCGAGUUGUUGUGAGCCAUACGGAUCCCUUAUCGAUACUUGUGAAAGAUCUCUGUGAGAAGGUAGAAGAACAGAAUGAGACAUAUUUUACUAUUAUCACAAGGGAUUCAGAGGAAAGAACGUGCUAUAAUGAGGACGAUUGCAUAAAAUGUGACAUUCGCACUUUAACAGGGGAUAGCUUUGAAACCGUACAUCUAAAGAUUGAGGACAAAGAAGAUGGUAGCUACAAUGUAGGAUACACACCACCUCAUACCGGAUUGUAUGAAGUGAAAGUUGAAGUCAAUGGACAGCCGCUGGACGGUAACCCGUGGAGUGUGCAAGUCAUACCUCAUCAGUAUCAGUUGAAGUUCAGUUUUGGUUCAAAUGGCAGUGGACCAGGACAGUUUGAUGGACCUUAUGAUAUUGCUGUUAAUAAGAAAACGGGAACUGUUGCUAUAUCUGACUAUAGAAAUGAAAGAAUUCAGCUGUUUGGCACUAAUGGCCGAUACCUUAGAGAGAUAGGACUGAGGACUGGCUGUAGCUCAUUAGGCUUUACCAAGUCUGGUCACAUAAUUGCCGUUACUCCUAGUGAUGUUCACAAGAUGUCUUUACUCUCUAAGCAGGGUAAGUUUGUCAAGCACAUCGACAGUGAGCACUUGAAGUUUCCUUUUCAUAUAUCCACUGAUGGCGUUGAUGAUAUCACGGUAUGUGAUCGAGAGAGUAAUGAGGUCAUAGCCAUCUCUCAUGACGGAAAAGGGUUAGUAACACGCAUUGCUGCUUCAGAACAUAAUCGAUCAGUAAUGUGCGCCAUUUAUCACAAAGACACAGACCGUUACUUUGUCUCUGAUUCCAAAGCUGACCUGGUCAAAGUUUUUGAUAAGAACGGAAACUUUCUUCAUGAAAUUGGCCGUGGAAAGUUACUGAAUCCUUUUGGACUUGCUAUUGAUAAAUUCAACAAUUUGAUCGUCUGUGAUACUGGGAACAAGAGACUCAAAGUAUUUACUACAAAUGGAGACUUUCUCUAA